AUGACACCUCCUAUGGUUGAGUAUCCUUUAGACAGCUUUUUCAGUACAAGUUAUAACUUAGAAUUGCUGGGUACUGGAGAUUUAUUGCCACAGGUUGAAUGGAACACUACCAAGAAUAGGAGUAAAAUCAAAGAGGUCUAUUUGCAGCUAUUGGACAGUUUACCUAAGGUGGAAUGGAGACAUAUCAUGUCUAGAAAUUCAGCAAGGCCUAAAGCAAUCUUUCACAUGUGGUUACAAAUACAUAAUAGACUAUUGACUGUAGAUAGACUCUUGAAAUGGGGUAUGCAAGUUGAGCCUAAAUGUGUGUUUUGUAAAGGGGUGGAUGAGACCAGAGACCAUAUAUUUUUCGAAUGUCACUAUGCACAACAGGUGUGGUACAAAUUGAUGAGAUGGCUCAAGAUACAGUGGCCUGCUCAUUGUUCAUGGGGGCUACAAUACUUGCUGAUCUUGGCAAGAACCAGAGGCAAAUCAUCCCAAGCUAAUGUUCUUAAGAUGGUAUAUUCAGAGUUUGGGUUUGCAAUAUGGAAUGAAAGAAACAAAAGAGUGUUUGAAGACAAGGAGCAGAAUGCUGAAUCUUUAGCAAGGGAAAUUGCUUGCAUAUGUAAUGUUAGAACAGUAGUUAGAAGUCGAGCUUAUUUACAAUCUUGUAUCUUCUAG
Molecule: messenger RNA, 657 nt
Organism: Lycium ferocissimum
Lineage: Eukaryota; Viridiplantae; Streptophyta; Magnoliopsida; Solanales; Solanaceae
Exons: 2
Coding region: 1-657 (218 amino acids)
Source: RefSeq, a predicted model, not a curated record